GGUCCUGGUUCCCGGAUUCUCAGUUGCUUCAGCCUCACUGGCAUAACUUGGGUACAUCCCGCUGGAAGAAGCUUUUCACUUGAACUGUUUUCACUGUGAGGGAGAAACCAUCUCUCCCAGCGUCAGUGGUCCUCACGACUCUGUAACAUUUUAUCUUGAACUGUCAGAAACUUAGAUACGUAGGAUGCAGCCCUUGACGAAAAAUGAAAAUAGGCUAGUGAACAAGGGACCUGCCAGCAGGGGGCGGGGCUGACCCGCCCGCCGUCAUGCGCAGUUCGUCCCUGCGCACGCCCCGCCCCCAGGCCGCCCGCCUCUUCCUGCCUGGCGCAGGUCCCCGCAGAUCCCCGAACCGCCCAGCGCGAGGCGGCAGAGGCCCCGAAGAACGUGAGUCCCGCCGCCUUCCGUCCCCCACUCCGGGUCCGGGGUCUCUUCGGACUGUUCCCCGCCCACUACCGUGGUACCUCCAACGUCGCUGCGGGCGCCCGCGCGUACCCCUCGCGGUUCACAGUUCCCGUGAGGCCGAGCCCCGCCCCUGGCCUCGCUUCCACGCGCCUUUUCUGUCGUUUUCCUGCCUGAAGCCUUUCCCUGGCGUCUCAGGCCUCCCGCACCUGGUGACCCUCCACCACGGGCUCUGCGGCUCCCGAAGCGCAGCGCCGGCCACCCAGCUCCAGGAGGAGGCCCACCGCGCCCUCCGGUCUCCCGGUGGCCCCUCCGGCCGACCGCCGCCCCCAACCGCCUCCCCGCGGCCUCAGCCGGGCCCUCUGCCCCCCAGGCCGCCCCUGCAAGGCGCCUCCUCCCCGGACCGCGUUACGGGAGGAUUGGCUUCUAAGAAAGACUCAAGUUCCCUGAGGCCAGAGUCCGGAAAAAGAGGAGGAGGACGGCAGAGAAGGAGCCGGGAAUGGCUGUUCCUCAGGGAUGGUUGACCUUAAGGGAUGUGGCCGUCAGAUCUCCCAGGAGGAGUGGGAAUGCCUGGAUCCUGCUCAGCGGGCCUCGUACCGGGACGUGAUGCUGGAGAACUACAGGAACCUGGUGUCCCUGGCCUGGAAGCCCCCUCCUCCACCUCUCAGCAUCUUGUCAGCGUCCUCGGACCUUUUCCCCUCUUAGUACCGUCACUGAACUGAACUUACAGUUUUCUAAUUGAAUUUUAAAUCCACGGGUAAAAUUCAGUGCCCGUGUCAGCAUCCUCAAGGCCUGAACAGUUUACUAACGCCGAAAGAAAGAUUCAUUUGUGAUGUUAAAAUAAAAUAAGGGGUAUAAAAUGAACGUUCUCCUUAAAAGUUUUUUAUUUCAUCUUUCAUAGUUUGGAAUUUUAAAAGUAGGUCUGUCCAGAGAUCUAAGUACUUGUUCUUUAAUUAUUUUUCUUUCAACACUGAGAUAAUACAUUAACUUGUCAUCUAGAUUAAGGGUAAAAAAGGGAUCGCAGAGAAGGGAAAAAUAAAAACGAUGAUGGGAAAUAGUAAGUUUUUUACGUCAUUUCGACAUUACUUGGCUGGCUACUACCUACACCUGGAUGCUUUUAUUAGAAAACGAGAGCGCAAAUCGAGUGUUUUGAGUAACACGUUUAAACGUUUGACCCUUUAAUGGCAGAAGCUCCUAAGUAACUGUUGUGGCCAUUGGGAUGUUGGAACAAUUUUCAAGUUUCAUGAUCCACAAUGCAUACAUACAAUAAUAACAAAAGCAGAACAGCGCAUACCGAAUGCUGUUAGACUUAUACGUACUGCCGUCGUGAUGAAGUAACUGCAUUGGCUCCCAUUCAUAUAUUCAUUCAAAAGCCUUAUUCCGAAACUGACAUUCACACACGAUUAAAAAUCCUCAGUGUGCUUGGCCAGAAGUAAAUUCUUGUCUUAACAGAGGUGCAGGUGAUACUUUCAAAAUUACUCCUGUAUUUGGGGAAAAGCUCAAUUUUAGCCUUUCUUCCUAUGUAUUUCGCGUGGCCAGGGCCGGAGAGGAAGGGCUUUGUGGGGGUCUGGGGAAGUGACUUCUCACAUUUGACUACAGAAUGUGAUGUAUACCGCUGUAAACGUUCAGGCUUUGAACGAGAAAGCGAAUGGAGUGAAAUCGCUCCCACGCCAUGCAUCUUGUGUGUUCAUCUUACCCGCCAGCCAAACUUUCUCCAUCAAUCUGGGGAGGUCAACCGCGGAAACGCCUCCUGAAAGGGAAAAGCCAGGGUCCUAAGGUGGUGUGUGCUGCCUUACCCAGCGUUACCUGAAGCAUUCAGCUACUUAACCCAUAUAACAAGCUUCUCGUUUCAAUUUGGUCGUUUCCGUGGGGAAUUGCGGCAAGGGUAGGUUCUGGGUGUGGCGAUGCCAAGAGGAAGCUCACCUCUCAUCUUUCCUGCUUCUGGUAACCUUCCCAACGCUAACCCCCGUGAUCGGCCCUAAAGACCUGCCAACCAGGAUAUGGGGGGCUGUGGCCGAACCCGACCCUGCCGCCGCCGCAGACUGCUGAGGCGCGGGACUGGGAACCCUGUGCGAGUGCGCUUCUCCCCCAUUCUUCGGCGGCUGGAGGCGGAUCCCCUUCCCUGCACGCAAGUCCUUAUAUGCACCGGUUGCACCAGCCCGCGUUACUCCAGCCCCACAAGUAAUUAAUGGGGGAGGGAGGGCGUCGCUCUUCUUUUUCUAUGGAUUUUUUCAGCGCUGGAGCUUUAGAAUCCUGACGAGAAACCAGUAGUUGCGAUUGAAGGGACAUUUUGUUGCAGCGCACGAAUUGGAUACACAUAAAGUCCCUUUGCCCCUACGACAAGCACGGCAGAGUUACGAACAGCUCUUCAGAUACAGCCAGAAUUACCCGCAAAAAGCCUGGGCAGAAAGGGUGCUCACCCCUCCCCCACCCACGCCGGUGCAGAGGGACCCGGUCAGGACGCGCGGCUUCUCCCCUGCCGGAGACCACGCCCCCUCCGCCGCCUUCCCCCUUCACUCCUCCCAGGAAGCGGUGAUAAGACAGUUCUGUGUGGCUCUCCACCCCCAUCCCCCGGCAGAGUGGAGGAGUUUUAUGUGUCUCAUAACAGCCAGUGCAGCCGCCAUCCACGCACAAGCAAAGAAGCAUGUCCCAUUUAAAUACACCCACGCAGCCCCAGAGCCCUUAGCCUAUCCGGGCGCGCAGCCCACACGCACCGCGGCUCUGAGCUUGGAGAUCCGCGCAGGUUGGGCUCGCGGACCCCGCAGACCGACGCGCUGAGGAUCAGGAUCCGGUGCUGUGGGGCCGGGGUGGUCGGGGGAAGCUGGGCCCGGGGCCUCUGGCGCGACACCCGCAUGAGGACGCGAGUGAAAUAGACCAAGGUGGAAAUUCCCAGGGAGAAGCUUUGGGGUGAUUUUGGUCCAUUUCUCCGGCAAAGAAGUAGACAUGGCGAGCGACUCCCCGGCUCGCAGCCUGGAUGAAAUCGAUCUCUCGGCUCUGAGGAAAGAAUUUCCGCUUCCGUCAGGUGGCAGGAAACCUGAGCGAAGAUGCUGGUUUCCCCCGGUCCUGAGGAGACCUUGGAUAUCGGGAUGACUGCGGCCAUAUCGCUUCCUACUGCCAGGGAUCAGUUUAGAAGAAGCAUGGGCCCCAGUCCUGACCAAUGGACCCAGAGGCAUUCUUCUGGAGACCGUUACAAGCUCUCCCCGCUCUUAAGAAGGGACAAGACGAAGGAGGGAGGAACGUGCUCUUUCCUGUGCCCUCUGGUUUGGACCUCGGGGCAGGAGGGGGUGAUCCUCGUCCCCGCUGCGAUCCACAUGCUGAGCUGACCGCUGCUGGGAGACCCUGACUUCACCCCGGACACACUGGAACCCCCGUCAUGUCCUGACUUCUGGUCACUACGCUGCUGACUCUUCUGUCCUUAUGGCCCAAAGCAAUAGCUAAAACCACCUCUUUGCUUAUUUAUUCCUGCUGCUCUCCUGCUCCUAAAAUGUGAGCUCCCUGAGGGGAGCACCUGG
This is a messenger RNA of Manis pentadactyla (Chinese pangolin), 3911 nucleotides long. RefSeq names its product WAS/WASL-interacting protein family member 1-like. The transcript is spliced from 5 exons. The record is from RefSeq and is a predicted model, not a curated record. Lineage: Eukaryota; Metazoa; Chordata; Mammalia; Pholidota; Manidae. Bases 267 to 923 code for a protein of 218 amino acids.